GUGGCAACCUUCCUUAAAAUCGUGCCACCGUAACAUUUAACUCAUGAUGCAGCCCGGGACAAAGCUCAUGGGUCGCACUCUCACCAGAAGAGGGCAUUCCGAUUCUGCCUGACAAAGUUGUCUUGACAUGCAGACGUGAUUAACAACAGCGUCAUGCUGUAUUUCAAACCGAGCAACAACGAGAAUGAAAGGAACAUUUGGACAAAAAGGUGGAUAUCUGGAUAUUUGACUAUUCCGCGAGACUCGUUGACAGUGUUUCACAGAGACUUGUGGAUAACCGACCGUUACUUUCCUCUGUGCGCCAUGCGCGGAACUGACUGAGCAUCCUUGAGAAUAGAGACGGCGGGGUUUACUCGGCAGAGGAAUCUAGGGGCUGCUUGAGUCCUUUGGAAAAUUACAUCUUGUUUUUUGCUUUUUUUUUUUUUUUUUUGCACAUGCCAACGUAUUGGUGAAGUUCUGUGACAGGAUUUUCUCGGAAUCUCCAUGCUCAUUUAGACUGAGAUGAAUUACUUGGAAGUGGCUCCGUUAUUGUCCGCGCCUACUGCAGUACUCUUUUUGGCUGUAACUUGAAAAAAAAAUAGAACGAUUCUUUUCCUGCGAAGACAUGGAUAGGGAGUUCUGAAACCGGAUUUUUUUUUUUACCCUUUUUAAACUGGAGUUGGAAGUAAAUGACAUUCGCCCGGUUCAGUUGUACGGUUAUAGAUGCAGAACUAUACCGGAUAGCACAUCCAGGUCCGGGAGAGUAAAGGGCAGGUGCGCUUUGGAGUCGGCGGCUGCGCGGAGAGACCGGGCUAGUGGAUUAGGACGGUACCUGUCUGUGGAGAGCGCGUCAUGCGGACUCGGAUGUCGCGCACUAGAAGCCAUUAAAACCUGUAGGCUGGAGCUGACAGAUAAGCGGAUAUGGGCUCUGCUCUGCGGCGUCGCUGGCUAGUGGUCCAACUCCUGAUGCAGGUGUGGCUGGCGGCAAAUCCAUCUUUGAGUGAGCGUCCAUGCCCCAAGAGCUGUCGCUGUGAUGGAAAAAUUGUCUACUGUGAGUCAAGCGCCUUUCGUGAUGUCCCCAAGAACCUCUCAGGAGGCUGUGAAGGCCUGUCUUUACGGUACAACAGUCUUGCCAGUCUUCGUGCUGGCCAGUUUGUAGGCCUCAACCACCUCAUCUGGCUCUACCUAGACCAUAAUUACAUUGCCUCUGUGGAUGGAAUGGCCUUUCAGGGGGUCCGCAGGCUCAAAGAGCUGAUCCUGAGUUCCAACAAGAUCACAACGCUCCACAACACCACAUUCCACCCUGUCCCUAAUUUGCGUAAUCUGGACCUGUCAUACAACAAACUGCAAGCCUUGCAGCCUGGGCAGUUCCAGGGCCUACGGAAGCUUCUCAGCCUUCACAUACGCUCAAACUCUCUUAAAAUCAUCCCAGUGCGUUUGUUCCAAGAUUGCAGAAAUCUUGAAUUCCUGGAUCUGGGUUACAACCGCCUGCGCAGUAUCACUCGGAAUGCAUUUUCAGGCCUAGUCAAGCUCACUGAGCUGCAUCUGGAGCAUAACCAGUUCUCAAAGAUCAAUUUCUCUCACUUUCCUCGCCUCUACAAUCUACGGGCACUUUACCUGCAGUGGAAUCGCAUUCGCUCAAUGAGCCAGGGCCUGACCUGGACCUGGGCCUCCAUCCAGAAACUGGAUCUGUCUGGGAAUGAUCUGACAGAAGUGGACUCUGUAGUUUACCAAUGCCUACCCAACCUGCAGACCCUCAAUCUGGACUCCAACAAGCUGACCAAUGUCUCCCAGGAGGUGGUUGAUGCCUGGAUCUCUUUGACUAUGAUUAGCUUAGCUGGGAAUGUAUGGGACUGUGGCCCUGCCAUUUGUCCUCUGGUGGCCUGGCUGAGAAACUUCAGAGGGGCAAAGGAGACCACCAUGAUCUGCGCCUCCCCCAAGAAAGCCCAGGGUGAGAAAGUGAUGGAUGCUGUUGAAGCCUUUGGUGUAUGUCAAUCAAACCCAGCGACAACGCUCACUGUGAGUAUUCCUCUAACCCCAUCUGGUGUCCCUGUGCAGACUGAACAUCCCCCAGCCAUUCUGGCUUCACCUACUGGUUCUGGAAAGAGAGGAGAGGGAUCUAUCAGAGGUCCCACAUUGUCAGCUGUUACCCCCCCUGUGGCACUUCACCCAGAGCAAGACUUGGAGCCUGUGUCCUUCCAUAAGAUUGUGGCUGGAAGUGUUGCCCUUUUUCUAUCUGUUGCGAUGAUCCUAUUAGUAAUCUACGUGUCGUGGAAGCGCUAUCCUAGCAGUGUCAAGCAGCUGCAGGAGCAUUCGGCAGCAGCCCGCAAACGCCGCAAGAAAGCUAGAGAGACGGAACGCACCCUGAGCUCUCCGCUGCAGGAGUACUAUGUGGACUACAAGCCCACCAAUUCUGAGGCCAUGGAUGUGCUUGUCAACGGGACCGGACCUUGCACCUAUACCAUCUCAGGCUCUCGAGAAUGCGAGGUCCCCCACCAGUUGGGUGCGCUGACCUUCUACCGCUAUGAACAGCCUAUCGUAGACUACUGCCAGGCCCAUCAACCCCUGCGGCUCAACAUGGGCUAUGAGGGACCCCCACAAGGCCUGGAGAGCCUGGAGGACCUGGGGCCGUGUGAUAGGGGCGCUAUACAGACAGUAGCGCUGCCUGCCGUGCCUACUGCUGCCAGCAUAGGUGCCCCUGUGCCAGGGCCUCGCUCUCCUCCACCACCCCUCAGACCACCGACUGAAGGUCCCAGCGGUCCUUUUCCUCCCGCCGAGCGCACCGGCACACUCAAAUUUGGACGCUAGCGAGCCAAGCCUGGUUGUUAGAAGUGGGGCAAGGGCCUCUUAUUCACCAUGACUUUGAAAUGAAGGGGCAGGCGAGCUGGUUAUUCAGUGGGGCCUUGUUUUCAGAACAUAAGUAUGUGAACUAGAGGACGAAAUUUUCUAAGUCUGCCUGGAGGGAUUUGGCAUCGGAAACAUAGUCUCACUAAUAUACAGUAGAGGGGGAGACAUCCUUGCAGAUCAUUUUGAUUUAUUUUUCCAAAGCACCUCAUAGAAAACUCCUUACUACUUAAUCAUGGGAGGUAAUCCAGCAUAUGACAAAAAGUAUUACUUUGUUUCCAAAUCUGGUCUUUGCCAUAUCCCAUGACAACAUCAUGGGGCACCUGUUCACAAGCAUAACAGCAGUCCACUUGCGCUGAGUCAGGAGUGAAAGGGGAAGUGCAAUAUACACAAGUUCUCGAUCACAAAAAGUGAGAGCAGUAACAUAAAAGAUAUAAAAAAAUGAAGCUGGACAUCAUUCGAAGAGAAAGGGGCUUCUUACUGUGAUUAUUAUUAAAAUAUCUUGUUGGUAGUUGUUAACAAAAGUAAAUCCAUGUCAUUAUUUCAUGAAGAUGAGUCAUUUUCUCAAGAUAAGUAAUUUUAAUAGAAUUUAUCUUUCUUUUGUUUUACUUUCUUUUGUUUCUUUAGAUGUGGGAUCUCAUGCUGAAUUCCAUUAAUGUGCAUGUCAAACCAAAGAGUUUACUUAUAUUUUUCCUUUAAUGCACAUAAGCUACUUUAGCUGAGGGCAUUCUUAAAAUGCCAGUUGGUCGUCUAAACUAGCCUCUGUUAACUCACAUUCACAAUUACAAUCAAAUCCCCUGGUGGUUUCAGAUGAACUGGGCUUGUCUUUACAGAUUAGCAAAGUAGUCAUGUGAUACAUAAAGUGAGGUAGUCAAACUGAAAUGUUAAAGAUAUCUAUCAUUAUGAUGUAUCCGGUUCUCCCAACAUCAGUUCAAUUGUUAUCCAUGAUAUUGGCGAUGCAAUGAACAACAAUAACCACAGAAACUUAGAGGAGAUAUCGUGGCAUGUUCCAUACAUUUCUUAAACAUACAGGGGCCCUUUUCACAGCAGAAUGGCAGGUCUUUGUAUAUGAUUAUAUCCCAGCUGAAUGAUUCACUAUGCUUUAAAGAGGUAAUCAUGGGGAAUUUAUGUGGUAAAAUAAGUACAUUUGAAUGCAAAGUAUUGUACAUAUUCUUAAAAAAGUUCCACUUUACUGAAGGUCAAACCACUCUCACUGCCCCAAACAGUCAUUUGAAACAUUGUUGUGUCAAUGUUUGACUUUCAUCACACUGGACAAUUUGGAGAGCACCAUCUUGCUGGGUUGGCAAAGUGUGCUCCCAUGUGCUCCCGUCUCCCCUCCACCACAGAGAACAUCAGUGCCUAGUGGGGCCAUGUUCAACCAGCAUGUUGACUUCUCUUUGACCUGCGUAAGAACCCAUGGGCUGUACUGGGAAUAUUGCCUGACAUCUCCUUUCUUUUCCAGAAAGCGUGCCUGCAGUGCAGGACUUUAUUGCACUUGGUAACCAUUUGGCCACUGUGUCGAGCACUGCUACUUAUUGACUUAUGGAGCUGAUGAGGACUUCAUAUAUGGCUGCGAUGUCAUAUAAUAUGACUUAAUCCAAGCAGUGCUCCGUGGUCGUUUUCUACUUGUCAGUGGUCAUACUCUUGGGAGUUGUGGAAACUGUGCUUGGUCCUCCCACAGCGCAACUGAUUGAUCCACAGAUGAAAAACUGCGAGGGGCCAAAAUUUUCCACUAAAGUGGGUGUAUCCUCAAGAUAAGAGAAAAAAAUAGGGAAUUGUGUUUUGUUUUGUUAUUUUGUCUUUUUGGCUUGGAGCAUAACAGACAGUUUUUGAGGUGUUCAAAGAUGAUGUCAAGAAAUUCUAUAAGACUAAUCAAAGGACAAAAUCGAAUAGAACUUAUUUAUCGUGUAAAUAGUGAAUCUUUAAAGAAGAAAAAAAAGUAUGAACUUCACUUCUUCUGAAACACAAACUGCUUGUGAACAGAAGAGGAGCCUUAUUCACUUUCCAGUGGGAAUCUGUUACCAAGAUGACUCGGUGAAGAGGUUCCUAUUGUAACGCUCCUGUUGUUUCAAUGAUAAAUAUUUUUCUAUCUGCUCCCGUCACUAUUCUACCAUUAAACACAAAUUAUGUUACCGAGGUUAUUUCUCAAAUCCAAUCAUUUUACUGAAACACAUGAAGAAGGGAAGAUUGGGAGCCCUGUUAUUGUGAUGUACUUCAAGCGUCAAACCUCAUAGAGAUCCAUAUUUUCUGUUCUGACUUCAGACAUGUUUCAUCUUGCAGGAGGUGGCCGUACGAUGUGUGGUUAGUUACAUCCCAAUCCACUCCUCUCGUUUAAGAAUUUCAACACUAUCUUGCCAUUUCAAGGUCUACUCGGGGAGAAGAAGUGUGCUAUUCUUUAUACCAAGAGUUUAACUUGUAAAGGAUGUUAUUUUUGAUGUGCCAUGAUUUUGUUAAAUGUUUUACCAAAAACCAGCCCCAAAACAACAAGUGACCCAAAAGGUCUACAUGGUUUCACGACUAAGAAGGGUUCAGUCCCCUUCGUGUACAGGACAUUGCAUAAAAAGCAGUUGAUUCGCUCAGUACAGUUGCUUAAUAGUGCUGGUGGAGUUUACUUUGUAAUAGCAGCUGUGCCAAUGUCUUUAUAAUGGGAGCUCUCUCAAAUCUAUCCAUGUAUUGUCUUGCCUUGCUCUAUAUCACCCCUGCUAACUCCUUGUCCUGAAUUUCAUGUCUGCCUCUUGGUGACUCGGGUGAACCUGUUUAAUGAUGUUCUAUUUCUGUCCGCAUGCUGAUAUUUUGGGAAAGUAUGCCCAGUUAGGAAGGAGUGCUGAACCAGAGACAAACAGUAUGGGAGAUAUUUCCUGUCUAGAGUGCCCUAGAACCAGCAGCACAUGUCAUGGACAACUUUGCUGUUUUCAAAGCAACUUGUUUGCUGACCCAUUCCUGCCCCUGUCUCGCCUAAAGAAUUCCCUGGCACUAUAUAGGCUGUUAAGCAGAGAAAGAUGCUUGUGUUGGGCACUCACUCCAGGGCCAGACUUUCCCUUUAAUAGUCUCCUGCUAAAGCCCAGUACCCCAUGUGUAGUAAUUACUUCAGUUUUCAGAACAGCGAUAAUGGUUUAAUUCAGUCUAAACAAAAUGAUCAAAGCUACUUUGCCCUUCAUGUGUAAUUAGAAAAUGCUAAUAAAAAUCUAUGUUCACAAUUAAAUCAGCUACUAAUAAGCGAUUGAUUAAUCAUGACUACCUCCCUGAUAAAAUUGGAUAUGUUCAGCGGAAUGUUCGAAUCCUGCUGCCAGUAAUUAUUUAGUCUUUUGUCCAUUUCUUUUGCCAUCAGAGAGCUGGAAGCACAGGCGCUGCAUGCUAAUGACGCAUGUUUGAGCUGAACUCCAGGACCGUCUGUGCUAGCCCCGCAAUGCCAACAGGCUUUAUUUUCUCUUCUGCUUUGUUUGUUUAUGGUUUUGUACACCCCAAGCUCCCCACCCCACUUCACUCUUUGAGUUUGGGCUCAAGUCCCCACUGGACUUUUUCCCCCUCUUUUCUUUUUUGCUCGAGGUGGGGUGAAUAAAGGUCUGAAGAAUUGCAGUGAAAACUUUCAUAUUUCAGUGUUAAUGCGCUGAGGUAAAGCUAAUGCAGAGGAGACGAGAGGGGGAGCCAGAAAUGCUGUACAAUAGGGAGGAUAUAGAGGGACAAAUGGGUAAGUGCAAGGACAUUUUAUUCUGUUACAAUGAAAGCUUUGUAAUGUUUCUCAAUGUACCAGGCAGCUUCAUUUCCACUUAAAUGACACAAACUGCUUCAGUCAAACUCAGACACUUGCAAAUCACACACGCAAGUAUUCUGUAGAGCUACAUAUGGCACGCACAAACAAAACAAAAGGCAUACUCAAAUCAACUUGCAUCUUCUGAACUGUAUGUAUUAUGCAUGCUCACAUACAAAGAUAAACAGACACACUCACAUGUUUUAAACACUUUAUUUGAAUUGAAAUUAUAAUUUACACUACGUUAUCAAGAAUCCAUUUUAACUAGCCUUUAUCCACAGAACAAUCACACAUGAAUACGUAUACACAAAUGAAAAAACCUACAAAGAUGAGCAACCCACAUCCCUUGAUAAAUGAUAAUAAAGUACUCCAGGUUUUGAUGCACCCAUCUAUUCUAGUUCACCCAAGGCCAUCUGCGACGGUUCAGUAGGUUCUAAUCCAUUACCUGAUAAACAGAUUUGAAAAAUGAAUUCCAAGACAGACGUGGAGUUGCAGCUUUUCUUUCUCUGCCAUACAUCUGUGUCUUACCCGCAGGCAGCGCUGGGGCAUACCCAUACAGCACACUGUCAUGACUCCAGAGAGUCAGCAAGUAUACGCGCGGGUAGGGGGGCUAAGCAGGAAAAAAAAAACAAGCUAAUGCUCCCCGUCUGCCACUUCUAGAUUCCCAAUUUGAGUUUCUUGUUUUUGUUAGUGUGUCAUUAGUGUGUGUACAGACUGCAAAGUGGUAAGAAUUAAUAACUUUAUCAUGCUAAAAGGCAUAAAGAGAGACUGGAAGCAUUGCUAGUGAGUUAGCUACCCCGCAUGUACCCAGAUGGCCUGUGUGUUUGUGUGUAUCUACAGUAUAGCAGCACCUACUCCUCUACCUCCUCUGAACCAACUUCACCAUUACUGGUGUUCAGGCCAGCCCAGCCCCCAUUGAUUGUUAUUGUUCCAUGCUGUUUCACAUUAGCAGAAGUCUUUAACCUCUGACCGGCAUUGUCCUGACUCUGUUUUUCUGCCAUUGCUCAUGUCAGAGGGGACACAGAAAGGGAAGGCAUGAUCAUUAACCUCUGUCAGGGAAACACACUUUUUCGUUUGUCUGACAAAGCCCGUUUACGCCCCUAAUUGGAUUUAAUGUGAGCACAGAAGAAAGGAAGGUUUUUAUUUAAAUGGGCUGCAUUCUACUCCUGCAGUUGGCUUAAGAGUGCAGUGAGAGAGAAAGCAGAGAGAAACUGACAGAAAGCAAUAUCAGAAUUAGUCUUUGUUUCCUUGCAGGCUCAAAUCAAAUUGCUGCCUCUUAAAUGCUUUCCAUACAAACCAGGGGACCCCCGCUUUCUCCCUCUCAUUCAUUUCCUGCAGAGAGCAUUGAUUUCUGUAGGGUGUAAAUAUGCGCUGCAUUGUUUUCUUUGGUAGUUGGUUUGUUGUUGAUUUUUUUUUUUUUUCUUAUUUGGAUUUUUGUUCUUUUUACUGUAUUCAGAUCUAAAGCAUUUUUGUGGAGACCUGGUCCAAGCGCAAAAAUAUGGCUCUUCUUUGAGUAUAUUAUUGUCAGAAAAUUGUUUUGUAAAAAUUUUGAUGAUGAUAUCAGAAAUAAACAUCUAAAGAUGA
Siniperca chuatsi (mandarin fish) is the source of this 8155-nucleotide messenger RNA. Its product is annotated as leucine-rich repeat transmembrane neuronal protein 4. NCBI's taxonomy places the organism in Eukaryota, Metazoa, Chordata, Actinopteri, Centrarchiformes, Sinipercidae. The coding region runs from base 901 to 2787 and encodes 628 amino acids. The transcript is spliced from 3 exons. Gene Ontology annotation, molecular function: protein binding. The record is from RefSeq and is a predicted model, not a curated record.